GGUAGUCCCAGAGUCUGGGAGGGUCCAGUUGGAGGUGAGAGAGGUGGCCGUUGCCCCAGAAUCUGGGAGGGUCCAGUUGGAGGUGAGAGGAGUGGCCGUAGUCCCAGAGUCUGGGAGGGUCCAGUUGGAGGGUGAUAUGGAGGUGUUGGGGAGGGAUGUGGUCCAAGAGUGGGAGUGCUCUAGGAAUGUAGUACCUUCUGCAUUCGAUAGUCACUUCCACUUGGACCGGAGUGGUCGAGUGCUCCAGGUUUAUUCACUGGAGAGGUUAAUAGGGCAUGCUGAGGGGCCUGUCCCGGAAGUGCCAGUGCAGGUGAGUGGUGGAGUUGCCGUUUUCUGCGAUCCUGCCACUUACCCAGAGGUAUACCCUUGUGCACCUGGUUUCGGGUCGGCUGUUGGGCUGCAUCCGAAAAAACCUCAUGCCAGUGUUGAAGGAGCAGUGAGAUUGGUAGAGGAGGAGUUGAGAAAGGAGGGGGUGGUGGCUCUGGGGGAAAUAGGUCUAGACUGGACCACACCUGAACAGGAAUGGCCCUUGCAGGAGCGCAUGUUUGUGGGGCUGCUGGAGCUGGCUUGUCCUAGACGGCCAGUAAUUUUGCAUCUCCGGGGGCAGGACAGAUACUCAAGUGAGGUUAGUGCCCUCGCACUUCGGUUGAUGCGAGAAAACACCAGUCCCACACAGCGGGUGCAUCUGCACUGUUUUGGUGGUAAUCUGGAUCAGGUGCUUGGGUGGUCGACGGCUUUCCCUCGGUGCUACUUCAGCAUCGCUGGAUCAGUUGCCCAGUUCGACGAGAUACAGCGGGCAGCUGUGCGAAGGAUCCCUCUGAAUCGUCUGUUAGUAGAGACUGAUUCGCCAUACCUGCGGGUACAGCGACAGUGGCAUAACACUCCAGCUUAUGUUGGAGAAGUUGCCCGGAAAGUUGCACAGAUCCGACAGACGACCCUUGAUGAAAUUCUCCAGGCCUCGCUGGAGAAUGGAAGGUUGCUCUAUAACCUGUAAGGGUCGUCCGGCGGAUAAAUGUUAAGUGUUAUGUGUUGUUAUGUGUUGUUAAUGUCAAUAAAUGUCCAAUGUUUAGUGUUGUGAUGAUGUUGAUGAGCGGAUUGGUGGAAGGUGGAAGUGGUCCAAGAGUGGGAGUGGUUUCGGAAUGCAGCGCCAUCUGCAUUUGGUUGUCAUUCCCACUGGAUCCAAGUUUAAGUAGCCGGUAUUGCGGGUCCAGUGGACUCGUACACCGAGAAAAAAGCGGGGGAAGUGGUGAAUGGAUUGGUGUGGUUUUGACCAGAUUUCUGGUGGGUCAUGUGGGGGAAGGGCUAUGAGCUGUGUGGUGUAAUAUAUGGUGUAACCCGGGGACGGGCAGCUCAGUGGGUGGGAAUAAAUAAUUUUUAUAUUCUCCUGAUGACUUAAACUGAUAACCUUAGAUUUGGUUAUGUAUUAAAAAAUUGUAAGGUUAAACCUUAGACGGGAAUAGGAAAGCUAAAUUGGGCUAGGGAGGGGGGCUUGUUAGAACGGGGAGGAGUGUGGUGGAGAACGGUUCGACUUGGCCGUUCGGACCCCAUAUGCGGUGACUUCUGGGAAAUGGUCUUCAGUUCCGGUUCUGCUAUUCCUAGACGAUUGUGUUGUAUUACGUUUUCCUUGGAAAUCCAAGAUGUCCUGGGUGAUCCUCAGUUCGAGUGAUCCAAGCCAGCGA
This is a messenger RNA of Dreissena polymorpha, 1679 nucleotides long. RefSeq lists its product as uncharacterized. Gene Ontology annotation, molecular function: hydrolase activity, acting on ester bonds. Bases 137 to 994 code for a protein of 285 amino acids. The record is from RefSeq and is a predicted model, not a curated record. Lineage: Eukaryota; Metazoa; Mollusca; Bivalvia; Myida; Dreissenidae. The transcript has a single exon.